Carya illinoinensis is the source of this 2399-nucleotide messenger RNA. RefSeq names its product actin-related protein 2/3 complex subunit 2B. The coding region runs from base 1193 to 2251 and encodes 352 amino acids. The record is from RefSeq and is a predicted model, not a curated record. Gene Ontology annotation, biological process: Arp2/3 complex-mediated actin nucleation; actin filament polymerization. NCBI's taxonomy places the organism in Eukaryota, Viridiplantae, Streptophyta, Magnoliopsida, Fagales, Juglandaceae. Gene Ontology annotation, cellular component: Arp2/3 protein complex; actin cytoskeleton. Gene Ontology annotation, molecular function: actin filament binding; structural constituent of cytoskeleton. The transcript is spliced from 10 exons.
CUAUUUCCAGUCAAAAAAUCUGGGAAAAAAUAGAGUUGGUAUUUAGUGUAGCUCUUAGUUAGUGCCUUAUUAUACAUAUGGUCCUCAGUGAGUAUACUUAUUGUGUCAUCAGUCGUUGUGCUGAGAAAAUUAUUCCUUGAUCACUACUGGGUACUGAGAAUACAGAGUUUGAAAAGGAAAAAAAAAAAAGGCUCGUAAUUCCAAAUUUGUGCCCAUUUUGAUGCCAAGUUAUAGAAAGCUCUGCACGCAUGAUCGUGACAAUAACUAGCGAAAAUGAGGAAGCAUGCGUCGGCCAAUUUGCUGUCCAUUGUCAUGAUGCGCACGCAUGCAACAUGUAAAGUCCAUCCUGCUUAAUGCCUUAGAUAAACAAGCAAUUCAACUUUCUAACAUGUCAAGGCAUUGGAAUAAAAGCUGAUAUUCAUACCUUUAACCUUGAAUAUUCAACUUUCUUGCCUUAUUUUAUUAGGAAUCGGUGGCAUAAAGUCCAGUAAUAUUGGACAUGACAUUCGUGCUGUUUUCUUCAUUUGGUUGCUAACCACAAAAAUGGCAUUCAUGGCAUUCGGCUUUAAAUCAUCAGCAAGUUUAGAAAGCAUAAUCUACAUUCAGAUCUCCUGUAGGAAAAGAUGCAGCAAAUGAACUAUUUUCACGAAAAUGUUAUUUUAUACAAUAGAUCAUUGCCCCUCAUUGUGCGGGGGCCUGAGGUAAUUAUACUGUUCAGACGAACUUUGGCAGACAAAAAUAUGUGGUUUCCAGGUGGACAAGCAACGGAAUAUCCUCCCAUCUGAAUCAGUGGGUGGGAAGAAGCAGUAUAGUUCCAUUAUCAUAAUAGUUGUCAGUUGAUAGCUACAUCUUCCACCAAGCAGGCAUGAACCUGUCGCUUGUCUUCAACAUUUCUUGUUUUCAAACUCAAAAUGGCAAGGAAAAGGAAAACAUGCCUACAUGUCCUUAGGAGGACCAGUGAUCUCUGGGUUCAGUUGAUCAUCGAAGCUCUGAGCAACAUGACAGUACAGAAAAUAUUUCUUGGCCUACUGGCAAACAACAAAAUUCCAUCCCAUGAAGGGAGUGACGCAUCACUGAAACAGGCUGAAGAAUCACCCAUUAUAGCUCUGAAAUGCUACGUUGGGGUUAUAACAUCAAAUCAAACCUUGAAAUCGUAUAGCUAAACUUCGUAAUGGAUUGAGCUGAAAAGCCCAUGGAGAUUGAUCAUCAUUUGUAUGAAUUUGGAUCCGUCCAAUAUCACAUCCAGUCUUCAGCAUCAGACCCACAUCACACUUACUUGUCAAUAUCCACCCCACUACUGUCCCAAGGUGCCCUGCUAUCAGAUAGGCUCUCGCAUGCCACUAUAGAGAUGAUAAAGGGAGUUGGUUCUAAUGCUGUUGAUAUUGUUGAACCAGCAAAAGAAGGAUACCAUCUUACUCUAAGACUCAACUUCAGUAAAAUUCCACGUGACAAAGACUCUGUACAGGUAAUAACGCAGAUCUCUGCAGUGCAAGCAGUAAUAAUAAGUUCUCAGCUGAAAGAAAUGUUGCAGAAUGUCAAUUCCCAGGUUACACUUCAUGGGAUGCACAAACCUAUCAAACUAGUCUAUCACCCAAGAGAGCCGUUCUUUGUCAUCAGACAGCCACAAAAAAUCAUAGCAGUAUUUCCAAUGCGUUUCAAAGAAAAUUCGGAUGUCAUUAUUGCGACAGCCUUCUUUCAGGAACUUAUGGAUGUGGGAAGCUCUCAAGAAUGGGCUAAAGCACCUCCUUGCAUCUGGUCACCCAUUCCUCCUCCAGAACUGAGAGGAGAAACUUUUGAAGAUUUGAGCACCAAUGGAGGAUUUGUUUCUUUUGAUAUUUAUUCACGCCAUGUUGAGGGCGAAAGACUAGAUAAGACUGUAUGGAGUCUAUUGAACUUCUAUGCCUACGUUAAAUCCCACGUAAAAUGCACCAGAGGUUUUGUUCAACGCAGGAUGAGAAAGCGUUUGGAAAGUUUGGUUAAGGUCCUGCAGAAGGUAAGCUCAGAAGAAGAAUUAGAAGAAGAAGAAGAAGAAGAAAAAUUUGGAAAAGAUAAAGAUGUAGGGUGUAAUUAUAUGAGAAAACUGGUCAGCUUAUCGAAUUCUAAAAUCCUCAAACGAAGACAUGGCGUCUUAAGCAGGAAGAUCAAGAGAAUCCGUUUCAGAAUCAAAAUCCAUGGAUUCGGGCGUUUUCGUCGACGAUGGUUGAGAUUCCCAAAGUUUUCUUCUUCAAUGGGAUAUACCAAAUUAGAUUAAAGUUUUCCAAAAGUUUGUAUGUCCCAGUGUAUGAUUGCAUGCAGUUGGGACAUUGAAUCAGAGCCAUAUAUGGACUUCUACAACUCCAUUGAGUCCCACAAUUUAAAUGCUUCACAUCAUCAAUACAAAGCAACCUGCGUUCCUAAAA